This is a messenger RNA of Aegilops tauschii subsp. strangulata, 1206 nucleotides long. RefSeq names its product F-box only protein 8-like. Gene Ontology annotation, molecular function: protein binding. Lineage: Eukaryota; Viridiplantae; Streptophyta; Magnoliopsida; Poales; Poaceae. The record is from RefSeq and is a predicted model, not a curated record.
AUGGGGAUCAAGGCGUCCUCGCUGCGCGGUCUACUUCACCGGGCGCAUGCGCUGUUCCGGGCACUGUUGACCGACACGGGAUCGCCGGUGUACCUGCCGAAUGAGCUCGUGUCGGAUAUCCUCUCCAGGAUCCCAGAGAGGUCCGUGCGUCGGUUCCGGUGCGUGUCCAAGGAGUGGCAUGCCCUCGUCACCGCCCCCGCCUUCGUCGCAGCGCACAAGUCCCGCGCCGAGCCAUUCCUCGUCAUGUACUCCAAUCCCUCCGAGGGCCUGCGGCUGAUCGAUAUGGAUGGCAACGUCGUAAGGUUGAUCAGCGACAUGUGUGGGUGUUGGAGUCCGGUGUCCACGAGCCCCGAUGGCAUUCUAUGUGUCACCGGCUAUCUGGAUAGCUACCCGGGCAACGCUGUUUUUGCCGGGUUGAUCGACCUUGGCACCAUGGAGGCGGUUGUCACCCGCUUAGAAGACAAUAAAGCCUGGGGCUUCGGUCGUGCCAUCCCGUCAGACGCGUAUAAGAUUGUGCGUUUCCGAGACCACAUUAGGGGAUGCAAUUGUGAGGUUUACACAAUAGGGGGUGGUGACGGGUGGAGACGAAGGAAAUCACACCCAUUGCAUUACAAAUACGAUAGCUUUGAAAACUAUGCUGCUACGGUCAAUGGUGUGUUGUAUUUAUUGGCAAGGAAGAAGCCACAUGACAUGGACUAUGUACUCUGCUUUGACCUUGAGAGCGAGGAGUGGAAGAAUACUAUCAAAGGCCCAUCAAAUGUGGACAUCUGGGGGCAUGAUAUCAGCUUAGGCGAGCUCAAGGACACUUUGUAUAUGGCUGAAAAGAAGAACUGGGAAACCGAUCAUGGGUAUACAAACAUAUGGCUCCUGACUGAUUUUGAUACGAGUAUCUGGAUCAAGGCAUAUACGAUACCGUUGGAGCCAUCCAUGCUCCCAUAUGCUCCCAUGUUUUGUCGGAUGAUACCUUUGAGGGUGUUGCAUGACAGUUCAAAGCUGCUCUUCUACUACGGUUCUAGAUAUGUAUUAUUUGUGUUACGAGGAGCACAGUUACAAAUCUAUGACCCUCAUAAUGAGACAUCAUGCACAGAUGUGACAGAAAAACUGCUCGGUGACCAUGGCACCGUUGUCGGCUUUUGCAGCUCGCACUUGGAGCGUUUCGGCUCGGCAAAGAUCCAGCGCCCCAUAUCCUCUUUCCGCCACAUUUGA